AUGGAGCCGUUCACGGUGCCAAACCCGGACAAGUUCUCCAAGGCCUUGGGGCUGGUUUUCCAAGGCUCAAAUAUAAAUGGGAAGAUUUGGGUUUUUGUUGAAGAGGGUGCAAGCUUUAGUGUUGAGUGUGACACGGAGCAGGUCCUUCAUGGCCGAGUUGAGUCCACCCGCCUCAUGGGUCACAUUUGUAUUUCGGCAGUAUAUGCGAAGUGCACAAGGGGUGAGAGGGUACUUUUGUGGGACAAAAUGAGGGAAAUUUCUGUGGCUUCCGAAGAUACUCCUUGGAUGGUUGGGGGAGACUUCAACACCAUUCUUUCGACGUGUGAUAGGGUGGGAAGUGACACUAACCGACAAGCCGACAUGGUGGAUUUUGCGGAAGCUAUUGAAGACUGCAGAGUUCUGGAUCCGGGCUUUGAUGGCUCAUCCUUCACAUUGGCCAAGAAUGGCCUGUUUGAAAGGCUUGAUCGAAUUUUGGUGAACGAACCAUGGGCACAGCUCUUCGAAGCGACUAGGGUGACUAAGUUGCCACGUGUAUCUUCGGAUCAUGGCCCUGUUCUGGCCCGGUGUAAAACCCCAUGCACCUAUUCUGGGGGCAGACCGUUCCGGUUCCAAAACAUGUGGACUAGGCAUGAGGGUUUCGCGAACCUGGUACGGGAAGACUGGAGCCAACCGACGGGGGCUGAGGGACUUCUUAAUCUACAAAUCAAACUUGCACGAAUAAAGAAAACCUUUAAGGAGUGGAACAAGGCAGUUUUCGGGAACAUUCAUGACAACCUUCGGGCCUUGGAGGAAAAAAUUGUGGCUGCCCAAGCGGGCUUUGAGGAGAGGCCCUCCCCAGAGAAUAGGACCGAAGUCAACAGAUGUAUUGCCAUUUAUAUCCGGCUCUUUUGGCGUCAAAAGGUGACGCUUAGAUGGCUAGCGGAAGGCGAUAAGAAUACCAAAUUCUAUCAAAGCUGGGUUAAACAAAAGAGAUUACGGAUGAGCAUUCACAAGAUUAAUGUAGGGGGGAGAGAACUCUCGGAUGACUUGGAGAUUAGAAACUCGGUGGUGGAAUUCUUCCAAAACCUCCUUGCCUCAGGGCCUCUCACACUCUUGGAGCCGGAUCUGAGCUUGAUCCAACGCCUCCCUCCAUAA
This is a messenger RNA of Salvia splendens (bonfire salvia), 1134 nucleotides long. RefSeq lists its product as uncharacterized. The coding region runs from base 1 to 1134 and encodes 377 amino acids. The transcript has a single exon. Lineage: Eukaryota; Viridiplantae; Streptophyta; Magnoliopsida; Lamiales; Lamiaceae. The record is from RefSeq and is a predicted model, not a curated record. Gene Ontology annotation, molecular function: catalytic activity.